This is a messenger RNA of Egretta garzetta (little egret), 4553 nucleotides long. RefSeq names its product cyclin dependent kinase 11A (gene CDK11A). Lineage: Eukaryota; Metazoa; Chordata; Aves; Pelecaniformes; Ardeidae. Gene Ontology annotation, molecular function: cyclin-dependent protein serine/threonine kinase activity; ATP binding. Gene Ontology annotation, cellular component: nucleus. Gene Ontology annotation, biological process: regulation of mitotic cell cycle; protein phosphorylation. The record is from RefSeq and is a predicted model, not a curated record.
CCGGGGUUGCCCACCGCCUGCUCCUUUUACUCGGACGGGUCCUAAGCUCGUAGCUAAGACUGCGCGUGCCUCUGGGGUUAAACCGGACUCGUCUGGUUCAGCCUAAGUCCAGUCUAACUUGACUUUACUUGAAGGUGGUGCGUUAAGCGUUUGUCUGUAUAUAAAAAGUCAGCGUAAAGUAGGUAUAGCUGCGUUGGACUGCGUGGUUUGCGUGGGUUUCGUUAACGUAGUGUUCUUUUUCAGAGGUUUUUUUUUUUUAACUCAAAUGGGUGAUGAAAAGGAUUCUUGGAAAGUGAAAACUUUAGAUGAAAUUCUUCAGGAAAAAAAACGAAGGAAGGAGCAAGAAGAGAAGGCAGAGAUAAAGCGUAUGAAAAAUUCAGAUGAUAGGGAUUCCAAGCGGGAUUCUCUUGAAGAGGGGGAGUUGAGAGAUCAUCGCAUGGAAAUAACAAUUAGAAAUUCACCUUACAGGAGGGAAGACUCUAUGGAAGACAGAGGAGAAGAAGAUGAUUCCUUGGCUAUAAAACCACCGCAGCAAAUGUCACGGAAAGAAAAAACCCAUCAUAGAAAAGAUGAGAAGAGGAAAGAGAAACGUAGACAUCGUAGUCAUUCAGCAGAAGGGAAACAUGCCAGAGUGAAAGAGAAAGAACGGGAACAUGAGCGUAGGAAGAGACAUAGAGAAGAGCAGGAUAAAGCCCGUCGUGAAUGGGAAAGACAGAAACGGAGAGAAAUGGCAAGGGAGCAUUCCAGGAGGGAGAGAGAUCGUCUGGAGCAACUGGAGCGAGAACGAGAGAGAAAAAUCAGAGAGCAGCAAAAAGAACAAAGGGAGCAGAAAGAACGAGAACGGCGAGCUGAAGAAAGACGUAAGGAACGGGAAGCCAGGAGAGAAGUUUCUGCACACCAUAGAACAGUGAGGGAAGAAUAUGGAGACAAAGUAAAAAUGAGACCCUGGAGUCGCAGCCCAUUACGACAGCAAAGAGACAAGCUUGAGCAAGGAGAGAGCAGGAAACCAGUAAAAGAAGAGAAGCCAGAAGAGAGAGAUCCUCUUUCAGACUUGCAAGACAUCAGUGACAGUGAGAGAAAAACCAGCUCGGCUGAGUCUUCAUCAGAAUCUGGAUCAGGCUCGGAAGAAGAGGAGGAAGAGUCUAGCAGUGAAGGUUCUGAGGAAGAGGGAGAGGAAGAGGAGGAGGAGGAGGAGACAGGAAGCAAUUCUGAGGAAGCAUCUGAGCAGUCAGCUGAAGAGGUGAGCGAGGAAGAAAUGAGUGAAGAGGAGGAACGGGAGAAUGGAAACCACAUCCCAGUUGUUACAGAGUCGAGGUGAGAUUCAUCAGGAACUGACGUACAAGAGGAGGAAGUAGGGGAGGGCACCCCUCAUUCCAAUGCAAUGACAGAAGGAGACUAUAUUCCUGACUCACCAGCUUCCUCCCCCAUUGAACUGAAACAAGAGCUUCCCAAGUACCUUCCUGCGCUUCAGGGAUGUCGUAGCGUGGAGGAAUUUCAGUGUUUGAACAGGAUUGAAGAAGGAACAUACGGUGUAGUGUACAGAGCAAAAGACAAGAAGACUGAUGAAAUUGUGGCUCUGAAGCGACUGAAAAUGGAAAAGGAAAAGGAAGGCUUUCCCAUUACUUCUCUGAGAGAAAUAAAUACUAUUCUGAAAGCACAACAUCCAAACAUUGUCACUGUCAGAGAAAUUGUCGUAGGUAGUAAUAUGGAUAAAAUCUAUAUUGUAAUGAACUACGUAGAACACGAUCUCAAGAGUCUGAUGGAAACAAUGAAGCAACCGUUUCUACCAGGUGAAGUGAAAACCUUGAUGAUUCAGUUACUGCGAGGAGUCAAGCAUCUUCACGACAACUGGAUACUUCACCGAGACCUGAAAACUUCCAACCUGUUGCUCAGCCAUUCGGGCAUUUUAAAAGUUGGAGAUUUCGGACUAGCCCGAGAAUACGGAUCUCCACUGAAGCCUUACACACCAGUGGUUGUGACGCUUUGGUACAGGGCGCCAGAGUUGUUGCUUGGAGCCAAGGAAUAUUCAACGGCGAUAGACAUGUGGUCGGUAGGGUGUAUAUUCGGAGAGCUGUUAACGCAGAAACCACUCUUCCCAGGGAAGUCAGAAAUUGACCAGAUUAACAAGGUUUUUAAGGAUCUAGGUACUCCAAGUGAAAAAAUCUGGCCUGGUUACAAUGAGCUGCCAGCAGUAAAGAAGAUGACGUUCACAGAAUAUCCCUAUAAUAAUCUACGCAAGAGAUUUGGAGCGCUCCUCUCUGAUCAGGGGUUUGAUCUGAUGAACAACUUUUUGACAUACUACCCAGCCAGAAGAAUUACUGCCGAAGAUGGUUUGAAGCAUGAGUAUUUCCGCGAGACUCCCCUUCCUAUCGACCCCUCCAUGUUUCCCACCUGGCCAGCAAAAAGUGAACAACAAAGGGUAAAACGUGGCACGAGCCCACGACCACCUGAGGGAGGCCUUGGCUACAGUCAGUUGGGUGAUGAUGAUCUGAAAGACACAGGGUUUCACCUCACCACCACAAAUCAAGGAGCAUCUGCUGCAGGACCUGGUUUCAGCCUCAAGUUUUAAACUCGUCGUGAAAGGGGUAAAAAACCAACAACAACAACGAGAACUUUUCAUGUGAGUGGAUUUCUGAGUGCCCCAGUUCUAUUCUUCACAUCAGGGAGACUAGAUGUUUUUCACAGGGAAAAAGUCAAAUGUCACCACAGAUUCAAAGGCUCUUGCUUGGUAUGGAGGAUGACUGCUGCAUUCCAUUAGAGGACUGGAAUUAACCCGACAAGCCAAGGAUCAUUACAGAAUUUGACAAAGGAAAACUUGAAGUACAAUCCUGGAACAGUUUCUGGUUUAUUUUUAGGCUUUUUUUUUUUGUUGUUGUUGUUGGGUUUAUUUUGUUUUGGUUUUCUCCUUGUAAAUUUGUAGAAUUAAAAUACAUUUUUAAUUGUUUAACAGUGUGAAGGAUUUCAUUUCUUCACAUGCAGCAACCUUGGCUGUUGGUGGCAUUAAGGCUUCUAGAGUGGAAAGUUAAUUAAUUCCCCUGCUGCCCCAGAUCUGUACUGACGCUAUUACAGCAUAGUCAGCCUGGGCAAACAACUUUUUUUUUUUUUUAAUUAUUAUUUUAUUUUAAGUUAAUUGUAUGUGUCUGAAUAGAGUUAAGGGGGAAAAAAAAAACCCAUAACAGUUCUGAGUUUGGUUUUUUUUUCCUGUUGCGUGCCUUGGAGAGAGCUAGGCUGGGUUGGGCUUGACACUCACAAUAUUUUUGGGUGCACUACUGAGCUGAACAGUUUGAUGUGUUGUAUACAUGUAUUUACAAUGGCACUGGUGCAAAAGAAGUACUCUAUUGUUUUAUAAGUCAAAAAGAUUUAAUAUGGAGACUUGAAACUUUAUUUUCUAUAGAAAGUUCUUUUAAAUAUGCCCUUUUUCCAUAAAAAAAGAAAAUAAGAGCUUAGCUUUACUGGUUGUGUAAUGCCAUAUUCCAGUCCUUUCUCAUAAGAUGAAAGACCAGAGGAAUCAUGUUGGAAUAUCACAGCAUUCCGAGUCUCUUAAUUUAUAAUGCUAUCAUUCUUUUCUGGGAACAAGGAGAUUUGGAAAAAACUGGGGUAUUCAUGCAGUCAGAACUGGGCACCAGUCCAGUAAAAGGAUUAACUUAAAUUAUAAACAUUCCAUCAGUUUCAGUCCGUUUUAAGAGUUUUUUUCUGGGUAAAGGCCUUGGAACUGGCAUUGGGAUGUACUAAUAUCAUGGUGAAUUUUGGGAACAGUUGGGUUUUUUUUCUAUGGAGGAAUGCAGAACUAUUUUCUCUUUAGGCCUGCUCGAUUGCCAAGUACCGAGGGUGAAACAGUUCCAUUACUAGGCUCGUAACUGAGGUACGCAGGAUUUUAGCACGAUUCCUCAUAGGUGGCAACCAAUAACCUGUUGUAAAGCAGGGUUUUUGCUCCAUCCCACAGAGUACAGGAAAGGAGUCGUUUUGCCAUGGCCUGUGCUAAGCUCUAAAGGAUGAGACCAUGACUUGCAUAUUUUGCAUUUCAAGCUGUGCUGUGCAUCUUGCGCUCCGUGAAUUAUUUCCUCCCUCGCUUUCUUGGCAUUGUUGCAGGCGCUGUGGGCAUCACUGGAAGAUCCAUGUUCCUGACAAAAAGGAUUACUCAUCUAAGCUGGGAUAGUUUCAGUAAACCAAAGAAAACCUAAUGCUGGAUUGCAAUGGAAAUUUAAGACGGUUAUGAGAGAGAUGUGUAAUACUGGGGGGUUUUUUUGUAGAAGGGAAAUACCAGCUCUCCGGGAGUAGUGCAACAUUGGUUACUGCAGCUCAGCUUUUAUUUUGCCUCAGUUGUCUGGUUUUGCACAGAGGCCUUGCCUUUUAUGAUCCCAAGCUUAACUGUCCAUGCAAAGACACAUUUUUAAGUUUUAUACUCUGCUGUACUCUCAGCUAACUGUGAUGGUAAAACUGAAUCCUAAGCUUAUUCAUUCAUGCAAAAUAAAUACGUGAGAAGUGAGAGGGCAUAAUAUCCUGAGGUGCUAACUGUGCUUUACCAGCUGAGAUGAGUGAGACUUACCUGGAUA